GUCACGGGAUCAAGAGGCUCUUUCUUUGUGUUUAGCUUUUGGAGGGUUUUUUUUGGAAGGCCUUUUUUUCCCACCCGCACCCGCAACCACCUGACCUCAAUCGCGGCAGGAGUAGCAUAAAAUCCAUGAGUCAUGUGGGUGUUCGGCUACGGCUCCCUUAUUUGGAAGGUGGACUUUCCCUACGAGGAAAAGCGAAUUGGUUACAUUAAGGGCUUCAGUCGACGCUUCUGGCAGGGGAGCACCGACCACCGCGGAGUGCCUGGUCAACCUGGCCGGGUGGUGACACUUGUGGAGGACCCUGAGAGUUGCGUUUGGGGCGUGGCCUACAAGCUCCCCACGGGCCGCGAGCAGGAAGUGAAGCGCUACCUGGACCACCGGGAAAAGGACGGCUACCACGUCAUGGCCGUGGCCUUCCACCCGCGCCCGCCGCUGGCGCCGCCGCCCAACCGGACCCUGCUCUACAUCAGCUCGCGGGACAACCCCGACUACCUGGGCCCCGCCCCCUUGGAGGAGAUAGCCAAUCAGAUCGUGCGCUCCACGGGGCCCAGCGGGCAGAACACGGAGUAUCUGUUUCAGCUGGCCGACGCCGUCAGGAGCAUCCUGCCCGAGGACAACGACACGCACUUGUUUCGUCUGGAGACGCUCGUACGCCAGAGACUAGAGCACAACGGCUCUCGCAAAUAAUUCCAAAGUGUCAUUACAGUGGUGCCUUGAGUUACGAGUUGAAUUUGCGCCGUUAUUAUUGGACAAAUAGCUUUCUACACUAUUGGACUUUAGAAAAUCAUAAUACUAUCAUAAUUAAAUAUUGUAGAAUAUAAAGCAUUGAACUGUUUAUGCAUCAUGAGUUCAUGCUUCUGUGCCCAUUCACAUUGUGCACCUCCUUCUGCUGUGUACGCUUUGGCCACCAGGGUGCAGUAUAAUACCUAAUAAAUUAAGAAGACAACUCAGCUCAGUAA
Molecule: messenger RNA, 956 nt
Organism: Phycodurus eques (leafy seadragon)
Lineage: Eukaryota; Metazoa; Chordata; Actinopteri; Syngnathiformes; Syngnathidae
Gene: chac2
Product: ChaC, cation transport regulator homolog 2 (E. coli)
Exons: 4
Coding region: 133-684 (183 amino acids)
Biological process (GO): glutathione catabolic process
Cellular component (GO): cytoplasm
Molecular function (GO): glutathione specific gamma-glutamylcyclotransferase activity; gamma-glutamylcyclotransferase activity
Source: RefSeq, a predicted model, not a curated record